AUGACUUUAAAUGAACAAAACAAAGAGGAAGAACAGUAUCUUGAUUUAUGCAAAAGAAUCAUCGAUGAAGGUGAAUUCAGACCAGACAGAACUGGUACGGGUACAGUAAGUCUUUUUGCACCACCCCAAUUACGUUUCAGCUUGCGUGAUGACACCUUCCCCCUAUUGACGACAAAGAAGGUCUUUACUAGGGGCAUUAUACUUGAACUAUUAUGGUUUUUGGCUGGUGCUACAGACGCUAACAUUUUGUCUGAACAGGGUGUGAAAAUUUGGGAUGGUAACGGUUCUCGUGAAUAUCUGGAUAAAUUGGGGUUCACAGAUAGAAAAGCAGGAGAUUUGGGUCCCGUUUACGGGUUUCAAUGGAGACAUUUCGGUGCUAAAUACAAGACGUGUGAUGACGACUACACCGGACAAGGGAUUGAUCAAUUAAAGCAGGUCAUUCACAAACUGAAGACAAAUCCCUAUGACAGAAGAAUUAUUAUGAGUGCCUGGAACCCAGCUGAUAUCGACAAAAUGGCUCUACCGCCAUGCCAUAUUUUCUCACAAUUUUAUGUCAGUUUUCCCGAAGGGGGAGAAGGAUCCAGUAAACCCCGGCUUUCAUGCUUGUUGUACCAACGUUCUUGUGAUAUGGGGCUGGGUGUACCAUUUAACAUUGCUUCAUAUGCACUAUUGACUAGAAUGAUUGCCAAAGUUGUUGACAUGGAGCCAGGUGAGUUCAUCCAUACAUUGGGCGAUGCACAUGUUUAUAAAGAUCAUAUUGAAGUAUUAAAACAACAAAUCAAAAGAGAUCCAAGGCCAUUCCCGAAACUAAAGAUUAGAAGGGAUAUCAAAGACAUUGACGACUUCAAGUUGGAAGACUUUGAAAUUGAAGGUUAUAACCCUCAUCCAAGAAUCCAAAUGAAAAUGAGUGUAUAA
Messenger RNA from Saccharomyces kudriavzevii IFO 1802, 915 nucleotides. RefSeq names its product thymidylate synthase (gene CDC21). Lineage: Eukaryota; Fungi; Ascomycota; Saccharomycetes; Saccharomycetales; Saccharomycetaceae. Gene Ontology annotation, molecular function: thymidylate synthase activity. The coding region runs from base 1 to 915 and encodes 304 amino acids. The record is from RefSeq and is a predicted model, not a curated record. Gene Ontology annotation, cellular component: cytosol; mitochondrion. Gene Ontology annotation, biological process: dTMP biosynthetic process. The transcript has a single exon.